This is a messenger RNA of Triplophysa rosa, 902 nucleotides long. RefSeq names its product apoptosis facilitator Bcl-2-like protein 14. Lineage: Eukaryota; Metazoa; Chordata; Actinopteri; Cypriniformes; Nemacheilidae. The coding region runs from base 233 to 832 and encodes 199 amino acids. The record is from RefSeq and is a predicted model, not a curated record. Gene Ontology annotation, biological process: regulation of apoptotic process. The transcript is spliced from 5 exons.
CGUACGUCACGGCUUAUUACGUCAGCAUUUUCGUCCUUACUCGUGUUGUAAACUUUAUAACUUUUUACAAACUUAGACAAGUUACUAGUUUUUAAAUCGUACGUGCAAAUACGUUUUUGAUUUCGAUUUGGUUAUGUUUUGUAAUGCCGCGUAGCAAAUAAAACGAACAUUUCCGGUUUCUUUAUCCAGCCGGCAGAAGUCAGUUGAGUUGUAUGUAUGAAAGUUACGUACGAUGGAGGGCGAUUCAUUUUCAACACACAGUGAUGAAUAUCGACUGCUUGAGGUGUAUGACCAGCAGAGACGAAAGUCCAAAGUCAGACAAGAGCUGUUUGUCCGCAUGUAUGCGCGGUCGGCAACAACAGGUGAUGAACGUUUCCGCGAUGUGGCUGAUAAACUGAGCCAGCUUGUAGAGAGCGGGUCUAUUGUUGCAGAUGGACUUGAACAUGAUGGACAGAGCGAUUCAGAAGAUGUUGUAGAUAGGCUGGUUGAAUUACUGAAGAAAUCAGGGGAUGAGCUGAAUGAGAAGAUAAAGAGGAACCACGUGCUUUUAAGAUACCUGCAGGAUUCUUUCACUUACAGCAUGUUUGAAAAACUAACCACAACUUUCAUCAAGAGUGUGGUGCCAGAACAUCAGCAAAUUGUGAGAAACCGUGAGCAGAUUGCCUGGACGUUUGAGGUCACCAGCAGACUCAAGGCCCUGGACCUACACCCCAUGAACAGGGUCAUGGGAUUUGGAGCUAAAUACAUCAAGGACCACUUUACUCCCUGGGUUCAAGGGCACGGUGGCUGGGAGAAAGCCUUUGACGACGAUGAUGAUGAGGAGGUCCAUUGAUGCAAGACUGCAUAAGCAUGCCAACAGCCGGGUUACUGUUUAACGACUAUAGAUGGUUGUGUGGCAUGAU